Molecule: messenger RNA, 2138 nt
Organism: Nezara viridula (southern green stink bug)
Lineage: Eukaryota; Metazoa; Arthropoda; Insecta; Hemiptera; Pentatomidae
Source: the annotation of a GenBank genome assembly
UUAAAGUUUGAAACGUUUUUAUUUUUACUUUAUUUACAAAAUAUUUACAUACAUCACAAACCCACAAUAUCAUAUUGUAAUAUAAGUUUAUAUUUGUAAUUCUUUAUGUUAUCAACUAUCUCGGAUGAAUGCAAUUAAUAAACGCCCAGCUGAGUGUAUAAAGCUGUUUCCUUCGUUGCAUAAUAUGCUACAAUAUAAAAUAUAAAAGGAUUAUAGUGCUGAUGCUUUUGAGUAUUAUGAUUUUAAAAUUCAGUUAUUAACAGAAAAACAGUUGACUCGACCAUAUGUAGACCAGAAAUUAUUUGACUUGAAACUUAAAAGUUGAAUUGAAUUAGAGAGGAGUAAUGGAGUUGAGCAGUACCACCAUUAGCAGUACCAUUAGUACCACGAUGAUGGCGGGUGCCGUGGUGCAAGAAUCCAUCGAGAACACAAUAGCUCCAACCAGGAACCAAUGUCACUACGUAAUGACGCUGCCUUACAAAGAAAGGUGUGAUUUUGUGAUGAGUACGGACGACUGCGGAGCUGAUGGGUCAGUGCUCAUGAACACCUUCCGUUUCAUAUUUUGUGAUUUUAGCGAAGAGCAGUCCUACAUCGGCAUUAUAAUAACAGUUUGCGUUAUGGCAUUUGUAUUUAUUACAACGGCAUUCGUUGCAGAUGGCUUCAUAUGCACCAACUUAGCCGUUAUUUCAAGAAGCCUAAAACUUCCUGAUAGUAUAGCUGGAGUGACCCUGCUAGCCUUGGGAAAUGGGAUACCUGACCUUUUCACUGCUUUUGCUGGAGCAGAGCUUAAUCAUCCUGAAAUAUUGUUCUCAUCACUCACUGGUGCUGCGCUGUUUGAUGUAACCAUUGCUGCUGGUUGUGUAAUUUUUUUGCGACCAUUUUAUAUUGAUUCAUUUACCUGGUGGAACGUGAUUUUCUAUUUACUAAGCUAUGGCACACUGUUUUGUGGAUUUUAUUUCAGAAACCUUAGUGUGUGGCACAGUGUUGGAAUUAUAUCAAUCUAUGUAUGUUAUGGAGUGUUUACUGUAACCCACUUUGUUCUUUCUGGACCUCAUGAAGAAACCGAACCAAUAGACGAAACAGAUGAGGAACAUUUGAUUCAAAUAGCCAAAGCUAAAACUUUUACACUCCCUCCAACAAGUCGUGGAACAUUGCAGAGUACAGUAGAACUUUUGAAAGCAAUGGAAAGGUCUAGAUUAUACAGAGUAAUGGGAUAUAGGUAUUCAAUUAGAAGAUCGGCUGAUUUCGGUUACAGCUGGCGUCGUCCAAAGCAUCUUAUAAUUGAAUUUCUUAAUUUCCUCGAUUUCAGGGAUAAUUAUGACUGGUAUGAGGGCUCUGCUUGUCAAAAAAUUGCUGUUAUUGUUCAGCUACCGUGGAUUAUUGGUCUCAAAUUUUUGAUUCCAGCAGUAAUUCCUGGUAUAUUAAUUAAUGAUGGAUGGUGCAAACUUUUGGCUAUGAUAAAUUCUUUAAUUUACUUUGAUCUUCUAUUAUAUUGUUUUGGAGUUUCUGACAAGGAAAUUGGCCCCUUUCAACUAUGGCAAUAUGGACUUGUACUUGGUCUACUGUUUUUCUUUUUAAUACUCUUCACCUCUAGAACAAGCCUGAAGCCCAAAUAUCAUACAGUUUUUGCAUAUGCUGGCUUUAUAGCUGCUAUAGGUGUGUGUCGCCUGUUAUGUACUGAAAUAGUGGUUAGUUUACAAGCAAUUGGGGCGAGAUUAUCAUUGAGCACCACGUGGCUUGCUUUAACUAUUCUUGCAUGGGGAAACAGUGUUACAGAUUUCGUUUCUGCAGCCAGUUUAUCUAGGCAAGGGUUGCAAAACAUGGGUUAUGCAUCAUUAUACGGAGGUCCCAUGUUCAACUGCUCUGUUGGUGUAGCUUUGGUGUAUUUUAUAGUAUAUUUUCAAGGAAAACCCUUACAUGCGUUCUAUGGAGUGCUGAGCCCAGUUGGUGCCUUAUUUCUCUUAAUAGCUUUGUUCUCAACAGCCAUAUUGAUGCCAACUAUUAAUUUUGAAGGAAGACGUGUUAUGGGGUUAUACCUUAUUAUACUCUAUUGUAUGUUCUUUUUCUUAUGUAUAUUAAUGGAAACUGUAAUUCAUCCUUUUGGGACGCAGUACAAACUGGUUCCAAAGGUUACUUAA